Messenger RNA from Culex pipiens pallens (northern house mosquito), 1511 nucleotides. Its product is annotated as G-box-binding factor-like. The transcript has a single exon. NCBI's taxonomy places the organism in Eukaryota, Metazoa, Arthropoda, Insecta, Diptera, Culicidae. The record is from RefSeq and is a predicted model, not a curated record. The annotation marks the transcript as partial.
CACCAACAACAUAAUCAACAACAACAAUCCCAGCAACAACAACACCAACAGCAUAUCCAGCUCCAACAACAACAAUCCCAGCAACGUCAACACCAACCCCAGCAGCAUCAACAUCAACAACUACAUCAACAGCAUAGCCAGCACCAACAACAACAGUCCCAGCAACGUCAACACCAACCCCAGCAGCAUCAACAUCAAUCCCAACAACAGCAACAACUUCAUCAACUCCAGCAACCCUAUCAAGACCAACAACAGCAACAGCAACAUCAACAACUUCAGCAACCAUCUCUACAGCAACACCAACAACAAACAUUUCAACACCUACAGCAGCCGCAACAAGCCCACCCCCUCCAGCAACAACAGCAACAGCAACAUCAACAACAACAACCACAACCCCAUCAACAACAUCAUCAAAAUCUACAGCAACAACUACAAGCCCAGUCCCACCAACAACAGCAACCACAACUUCACCAGCAACACCCACCGGCACAGCAGCAACCACAACUUCAUCAACAGCAACAGCCCACCCAAGCUCAGCUAAUACAUAGAAGCGCACAGGUAUACAGUGAAACACCUAGCUGGAUGUUCCGGCCAGCGCAACGUAGCUCUUUUUCGGAAACAGGAAAUUUUAUGAACUAAUGACGCCUUCAUGUGAAGCUAGCGAUAAUUUAAUUUUGACAAGUCCAACCACUGCGUCUAAUAAUUUAAUUGAAAUUUUGACUUACUGUCAAAACUUCAAUAGAAUGAAAAGUGCCGCAAAAAUCGACACUAUUAAUCAAGCUAUCAGCGGAUGCCUUUAUACUGCUAUUCUUGGCACGGAGACCAGUUGGGACGCUAGUAUUUUAAGCGAAGAGGUUUUCUCUAGCAACUUUAAUGUAUUCAGGAAUGAUAGAAAUCUGUUAUCAUCCGGGAAAAAGUCAGGAGGCGGCGUUUUAGUCGCCAUUAAAACCGAUUUUGACUCAGAAAAACUUGAUUCUGACGUUUUUGCACAUUUUGAACACGUAUGGGUCAAAGCUCAGAUUGCAAAAGAGACUCACAUCUUUGCAUCUGUGUAUUUUCCCCCGUUAUCGCCACUCAGCUCAUAUGAAGAUUUCUUCAGGAACGCUGAAAAAAUUAUCUCCAGUCUAGAUCCCGAAUCCAAAAUACAUUUGUAUGGCGAUUUCAAUCUCGGUGCUGUCGACUUCAUGGUUGACGCAGAAAACGAGUCUAUUCUUAUUCCCAUCUUAGGGGAAAGUGAUAGAUUACAAUUAAUUUUUGAUAAAAUGUACUCUCUCGGCCUAAAUCAAAUUAAUCAUGUUAAAAAUCAAAAUAAUCGCUUUCUUGAUCUUCUUUUUACUAAUAUGACUGAAGACUUCUGUGUGACUGAAGCAAAUAAUCCACUUUGGAAAAAUGAAGCUCAUCACACAGCAAUUGAAUUUUCACUUUUCGUGCAUAAGGCUAAUAACAGACCAGAUGGUUCAGAUUACGAAGAAAUUCCUGAUUACAAUAAUGCCAAUUAUCCCUUAAUCAAA